This is a messenger RNA of Chrysemys picta bellii (western painted turtle), 6421 nucleotides long. Lineage: Eukaryota; Metazoa; Chordata; Testudines; Emydidae. The record is from RefSeq and is a predicted model, not a curated record.
CCCACGGACAAGUCUGUUAGUCCAGUAUUGUCGUUCAGCAGCCCUGCCCCAUGCUCGAUAGAGAAGGGAGACUCAGCCCCCUUGCCCGGUGCUGGUGUGCGAAGGCGGCUUGCUUUAGUCCCGAAGUCUGGCUGUUUUGCGCCCGCCUUUGCUGGCGGCGAGGAGGAGGCUGCACUGGGUACCACGCGCGCCGGGGAGCCGAGGGUGGGCGAUGCUCGAGGCGUUGCAGAGCCAGUGCGUCAGAGGGGAGGGAGCCGGAGCCGGAGCGGGGGGGCGGCAGCAGGGAUGAGCUGCUCAGGCGCCGGGCAGCGGCUGUGAGGGAGGCAGAAGGUGAGACACGGGACGCUGCUGGUGAAGCCGGGCGCUGCAGCCUCCAUUCAUUCACCGACCCACACGCCCCGUCGCCGCCCUCCCAGCGGCAAAGGGCCGGCCGAGCUGCUGAACUGCCCUAGAAGACAGCAAAAAAUCCAUUAGAUCCUUCUCCAUUUUUUCAGGGGGAUGGCAUUCCCUGUGGACAUGUUGGAUAAUUACAGUCAUGAAGACUUGGAGAGUUCUGCAGAAGACUACAUGUCUGAUCUUCGAUGUGGGGAUCCAGAGAAUCCAGAGUUCUUGUCUGUUGUCAGCAACAUCAAAAUUCCUAUUAGCUUGUCAACUAUAGGCUUCGUUCCUCUUUACGGUGGAGAUCAGACACACAAAGUUCUUGCUUUAUUUGCACCUGAGGACUCGCUCACAGCUGUAGCCUUGUAUCUUGCUGACCAAUGGUGGGCCAUCAAUGAUAUUGUGAGAACAUCUAUCCCUUCUAGAGAAGGGCUUCAGCAGGUGAAGACUCUUGGAGAGAGGGUGGUUCUGUAUGUUCUGAAUCGAAUUAUUUAUCGCAAACAAGAAAUAGAGCGAAAUGAGAUCCCCUUCCUCUGUCACAGCAGCAAUGACUAUGCUAAGAUUCUGUGGAAAAAAGGAGAAGCCAUUGGGUUCUAUUCUGUUAAACCUGCAGGAAGCGUAUGUAGCUCCUAUCUUACCCAAAGCUAUCAGCUUCCAGUGCUGGACACAAUGUUUGUGAGAAAGAGACAUCGUGGGAAAGAUUUUGGGUUAAUGAUGUUGGAGGAUUUUGUGGAUUCCUUUACUGAAGACACACUUGGUCUUCGCUACCCACUGUCAUCUUUCAUAUAUACAGCUUGUAAGCAAUAUUUUGAAAAGUACCCAGGGGAUCAUGAUCUUCUAUGGGAAGUUGAAGGAGCAGGACACUGGUUCCAGAGAACACCUAUUACCAGUGUAUUGCAGAGAGAAACACUCAAAACUACAGGAGCCUCUCAAAAAGAAAACAACAGUUCCCAGACUGAGGAGUGUUUUCUGCCAUCUGCCAUGGAAUCUGAAACGGGGAGCGAACAAAGUACAGAGAUUGAAACGCAGCUAAGGGUUGAUUCUCAAAAAGGCAAAGACAUCUUAGAUGCCCAGGCAAGCACUUCUGAAGAGCUUGAUGUUACGCCAGUUUCCACUCGAACACGAAGCAGUCAUUUAAAACGUCCAAGGAUAGGAAAGAGGAGCCAGGAAUCUGAAACUGAAACUCCUUCAGGAGAGGAUGAAAACCUUCUUUGGCUAUCAGGAAGCAGGUUGGAACCUGUAGCACAUACAUCUGAAAGCUCAGAAGAGUUAGUAGAAGAAACUGAAGAAAAUGUAGUUGAAAAUGAAGAGGAAACAGUAGUUGAAAAUGAGGACCAGUUAGUAUUGGAAACACAAGAGUUCUGUACAUCACCACCUGAGAAACAAGAUGAGAAAGAGGAAACUGAAUCAGAGCCACUCAAUGGUGAGCUAACAGAAGCGACUAUCAAAACAUCACUCAUGACUGAAGAGGAAACAGCUAGUGAAAUACUAGAUGGUGAAUCAAAAUUACAGUCUGACAAUCCAGAAGAAGAAUCUUUAACUCUGUUUGUUCCGUUAAUCCUUGACUCUUCAGCGAAAUCUUCUGAAGACACUGCAUCAGAUAAGGUUAUGAACACUACUGAUUCAGAAAUACCGAUGGAGGAAAGUGUAUCUAUGGAAAAAGAGGGCAUUGAAGAGGAGCAGCAAGCAGCCCAAAGGAAGAAAUCAUCUGAUGAAAGUGCAGAUACUGUAGCUUCAGUGCCAAAAGAAGAACCAUCCGAUAAUGGCCUUUCAAACUCUGUGGUAACUGAAGCACUAGAAGAAUCAGUUUCUGAAAAUGUGUCACCCAACGCAUCAUCUUCCUUGGAAGAGCAAAGUGAGGAAGCAGGGCAUGACUCACAAGAAACCCCUGUUGUCCUUGGUCAGAGUUCUUUGAUAGUGGUUGAACUUGAGGAUGUGUCAUUCCAGCAACAUUCAGACGGACAAAAGAACCAAUCAGAAGAGCAGUCUGAGGAGUCUUCUGAACAGAUGGAUCAAUACACGCAGACAGCAGCAGAGAGAGCUGCUGACAGCAGCUCAGAAGAAACAGAAAUUGAGGUACCAAUAGUAGAUCGGAGGAAUUUACGAAGAAAGGCCAAAGGAUACAAAGGACCACCCAAGAAGAAAGGAAAGCCAGCUUAACAAUGAAGUCGCUUGUUAAUCCAGCUAUUUGUAAGUUAUUAUUUCGUUUAAAAUAGGGUAUUCUUAAAUCGCAUGGGACACAGGAUACACAUGUAUUCAGAAGUUUGGGUUGGACUUCCCUUUGGGAUUCACCACCUUUCCUCAAUUUUUCUUGAAUUUUUAACCACUAUACAAUGAGCUUCAUCAGGGUAUGGAAGUAAAUGGCCAGUCUCCCCCUUUAUAAAGGAUAAAUGCUGAAUAAAUGGAACAGUUGUGCUAGCAAAGCAACAAAAUUUACAUUUAAGAUUAGAAUUGUUAGAAGAAAAUACCAUCUGUGAAAUCCUAAACCCAUUGACUUCAAUGAGGCCAGGAUUUCACACCAGAUGUUUAUAAAAUUGUGUUUUCCGCUUAAGGAAAAAAAACAGGACUGAGGGGGGAAAACCCACAUAGACUACCAGAGAAUAGAGUAAAAGACUAUAUGGCAUAAAUAUUGAUCUCAAGAUGAAGGGAGUAUACACAAGAACUUACUCUUACAACUUAAUGGUCCAAAAUAACAUGAACAGUGCUAUCUAUUUUUUCUCUAGUAUUGUUUUAGGUGAACCACCCCUACUUCCAAAUCCCAUUUACUAUUCAUUUGAAAGAGAAACAGCUGAGUCCAUGAUCUGAAGCACUGUCAAAACAAUGUCUAGCAUUUUUGUACAAUACAAUAAUGAAGCUUUUUAGUGGAGCAUUAAUGAUGCUUAUAUGGUAAGUUAUACAUUUAUCGUUUAAAAAUUCAAUGUUAAGCAUACAUUUUACAGCAUCUACUUUUACUUGUGUUGAGCUGCCCAUACGUUUACAAAACUGUUUGGACUGCCACCCCAUGUGCACGUGCUGAUUCGGUUCUUUGUGUCACAGUACAGAAAAUAACUUAAAAUCAGCCCAUUUCCAGCUAAAGGGUUAAUAGGGAAUGCUACCUGGUAUCUUCCAAAUACUUAGCUGGUACACUCAGCAGCCGUUAGAUGUGAUGUCUAUCAGGUGCAAGACUCCUGUGAGCCUAGAAAUUCCAGGUAUACCAUGACAUUUCAUUAGUGUAAAGUAAACAUUAAUCGGAGUUGCAGCAAACAUCCGUGUAUGCCAAAUUCUUGUCUUUGUGCAACUACCAGGAGAUUGUUGCAGUUAGAUGAAAAAGUGAAGUAGCCCUGACUCUGCUGUAAUUCCUGGGAUAACAGCUUUCCAGUUUGGUUACUUGGAUAGUAACACCCAAGCAUGCAGCAUUAAGACAGACAGACAGAGUAGGCAGGAAAAAACCCAGACCAUUCAUCCGUGUUUCUGAAUAGUCCCUUUUACGCUAUCUUCAGUGAUAUCGCUAACACAUUUGACUCAAAUUGCAAUGUCAGACAUCAGUUAUAUAUUCUUAAAUCGCCGUUUAUUUCUGUCCAAUAAUGAAGCUCCUGCAAUAAUGGGUAAAAAUUCAGGAAUAAGUAAGAACAGUGGUGCAUGCACAGAAAGGAAGAAAUGUGACUAUUUGUACUCUUACACAUUUUAUAAGAUAGAUGAGCAAAAGUUGGCACCUACAUGUCUCAAAAUUGAAGGUACCUACUUAUUUCUCUUUAGGGUUUAUAAAUAAAAGGUUCACUUGAAUAACAUCAAUGAUCUUUUAAUUUUUAUCCUCUAUGAAACAAAUAUAAGAAUCUGCUUUGAUUUUAUGGAUGUACAGUUUAACUUUUUAGAUAUUUUCUUAUCUUAUUUAGCUGGUGAAACACCCUAGUUCUUUUAAACUGUUUUCACUCACUUUAAAAUGAGGGUGCAGGUUUUUUUAGAGGCUUGUAUUGCAUAUGCUCUGGAACUGGGGUGCAUAGAAUCAUUGAGCUAUAUUUGGAUUUCUUAAAAUGUUGCAACUUUUCCUGUCAAUGUACAUUUGUUGUAUAUGAACAUUGUGGAUGAGAGGUAUAAGCAGAACUUUUCUUGAUUGUUUAUAAAUAUUCAAGUGAACCUUCAGCCUUUCUAAAACCAAUUAAACAUUUUCUAUAAAGCACACAAGAAGAACCUUCUGUUAUGUAUGCUGUGGCUUCUCUUUUAGCGCUAAGAUUAUUGUAAAAACAGACAGCUGGAAAACACUACAUUUUAUUGUUGCAAGAAUUGAACUUGUUAGGGGGCAGGGAGUUGACCUAAAAAGAUGUUUUUUGUGUACAGUAAAUUUUAAAAAGUGGAUGAUAUGAAUGUUAGGCUGUUAGUUGAAAAGAGUUAAGCUUUGGGAAAGAGUAAUACUCGUGUACUUCAGUAGAUACUUAUAAAAAUAUCUUUUAAUUAAAACUCACUUUCAUUUUCAAUUGUUAAACAGCAGCAUUUUUCAGACCAUGCACCCUGGCUUGCUGCAUUUAAGGUCUGUUCACUUGUGUGGUUCUCCCUCCUCCCCCCAUAUGGAUAACCCAGAACUAACUAAUGCGAACAUAUCCUUUUUCAGAUAUUUCCUGUUCAUUGAACAUUUAAAUUUGCAGUUGCACAGUUAGCACCAAUUAUUAUUUCAACAGUAAAACUCCACUUGACUUCAGUGGCAGCAAGAGCAGUCUUAGGGGUUGAAUCUGAUUUCACUUAAACUGGUAUAAACUGAGUUACUCAUUGAUGUCCAAAGGAGUUACACUUGUGUAAAACUAGCAAAACUGAGAUUAGAAUCAGGACCCUGAUUAUUAGGAAGAACUGAAUAUGGAGAACAAGUCCAUAAUUAGGAAUUGUUACAGCAACUCUGCUGCUAACAGGGAUAUCCUACUACUAGAGAAGGAUUACACCAGUCAUUUGUGCUAAAUGUCAUAUUUGGUAUCCGCUAUCUUAACAAUUAAUAAUGAGCUGGUGAAAUCAAGCUAUUCGCACAAAAGAAUUAAUGUUCAUUACAGUGCUGAACGUCCAAGUGCAACAUAGCAUAAUCUCAAAUACCUUCUGCUAUACUAUUGCAAAGAGAACACCUCCAUUUACAACUAAGCAUGUCAAUGAAGAGUUUAACUUUGGGAAAUAAAAUUACCUUUUUUAGCCUUAACAGAAGUAAAACAGGGUCUUUCUUGUUUCAGAUUACCAUUGAACUGUUAGAACUUUUUAAGAUCUUACCACACCAGCAAUCCAAAAUCAGAACAGUGUUUGAUUUUUAUACAGUUUGUACCAAAUAUUACUAAAAUAUGAUGUGGAACAAUAUAUGGACAACUAAAGGAAGCAGUAUUAUUCUUGAGCCUUAUUUAGUCUAGGAACAGAACUUAAAGAACACUAACUUUAUCACCCUUAGAUGAUAAAUGGUUUUGUAUUUGAACCUGACAUUCGUUCAUGUCUUAUUUGUAUUGCUCACUAAUUUUCAUGAAGAUUUGCUCUGCUUCCCACAAAUUCAUAUUUUUCUUUGUAAAGGCUAUGUUCAUUUCAUGCAGAAAUAUUGUUUACUGUUCUCAUCCUGUUUCCCAGAACCCAUCACAUUAAACUUGCAUUCAUAUCUUUUUUCAGAACUGGAAUUUUACUUUUAGCUUGAUAAAUGCUAUGUCGCUUAUUCUUUGCUGUUUCCCCACCUCCACUAUCACAAUAUUCCCUGGAGUUCAGUAAUUAGAUCUCAUUUACAAUGACAUCAACACCACUACCUAAGUUAUACAUACGCAAGCAAUAAAUAGUCCAAGUGUCAGCUUAUGUGCUCCAUUCCGAUAAAUGAUACACCAUUCUCAAACUUUAUUUCCAAGGAGAUACAUUUUAAAUUUAUUUUCAUAAAUGUGGUGUUAGGUGUUUUCUAAACAUGUGGUACUAUGUUUAUUAAUCUCUUAUGGAAGAUGUACUGCUAUUCUGGAUUACUGUGUUAAGUCUUGUUAUAGUAUUUUUAGUUUUUCCUUUGGUAUUGUCUUGAUGGCUUUUUGAGAUGUUUCAAAGUAGUAAUUAAACUUAUAUUUUGUGACUUUUC